Molecule: messenger RNA, 1470 nt
Organism: Canariomyces notabilis
Lineage: Eukaryota; Fungi; Ascomycota; Sordariomycetes; Sordariales; Chaetomiaceae
Exons: 3
Coding region: 61-1365 (434 amino acids)
Source: RefSeq, a predicted model, not a curated record
GCUGGUUGAGGCGACCCAUCAACUUCCCACCUGACGUUUCAACAGCACUUCGCAGCCCAGAUGACGGACGACAAGGCUCACAACAAGGCUCAAAAGAUCAUUGAUGAAGCACUUGUACGCAUUCCGAGGGACCACAAAAUCAAUAAUACAGACAUCAGUUACGCCCGUAGGGUCAUUGACUUUGUAUUUGCUGAUGGAUACAACAUACCCGCGGAGGAAACUAAAAAAAGCUUCUUCCGACAGCUGGACUCCAAAGCGCUCAUGGCCCUUGCGGUACUAAUUCGGGUAAGAGACAUCCAGGGCAACUCCGUUUCUACUAUCGAGAGCCUUUGCAAAAACUCAAGUUUCAUCUCGACGACACGUUGGUACAACGACCCAGAUCUGUGGACGGCCGCUCUCAGCGUUGUUAGCGACAGCGCUGUAUAUCUGAAGUUUCGCAAAGACGCCGUUCAUGCUAUUAAGCAGGCGAAAUCUCCUUACCAACCCACGCCGGCACAACCCACGCUCGCACUGCCAUUCAAGGAUCCGGAUGUUAAGCCGGGGUCUACCGAGGCAACUACAUGCACUUCUUGCGGCCGGUGGCUACAGAAAGGGGUGGCUGCCUACAACCCAGAGACUGCUUCCGCCGUGUCUGGUGAUCCGUUCAAGCCAUGUCCCUCCGCGAGUGCGCCGCCUAACACGAGAAGUCCCCCCGCUCCUGCCGCUUCCGCCGAUGGCCCCGCCCCUGCCCACUCCGCCGAUGCCGCCCCGACCGAUGCUGCGGAUACGCUAGCGAAACCUUCGCAUACAGGCGGCAGCUACGCCCAUGUCCUUGGAAAACGACGGAAACUGCAAGAUACACCGUCUGCCACCUUUCGGGUGCCCUGUACAUCGUCCGAUUUUAGCGCCGCUCCUCCGUACCCCAGACUCGGCCAGCCCUCGACUUUACAACAAGGCAACAGAUAUAGUAUCGACUCCGCUGCCUCCCAUCCUUUGACCACUCUGUCAACGGCCAAUAUGCAACCCAAGAGGAACGUUAUAUACAGUCUUUCUGGGCCCUGGACCGAUAUGCUUGAGAAGGCUUUUCCUGGAGUUCGUCUGUUUCAUGACCUGGCGAAGUCGAAGGAGAAGUUCGAGGACGGCCGCGGUUUCUCCCGUAUAGCAAACUUUCAUUUCUUCAGCGAUAUGGUUACUGAGGUGGAAAUAUGCCUCGACACAGCUGAUGAGCAAUCUUGUCUAGAUGCUGCCAAUCAGGUGGACGCGAUCCUCAGGCGGGCUGCCCCCGGCGCCUCUGUCGAGGUCCGGCAAGUUCGCCAAAUGAGGAUAGAGAUUAAGCAAUAUCAUCCCUUCUGUCAGUCCAUACCUCAAAUUUUCAGCGGUAGAUAGCAGUCUUCAAAUGAACAUGACGUCCAUCUUUCCCACGACAAUAGGUUGCCCUGCUGGGACAAGUUUCGAACCAUCUAUCGCUAAUUCUUCCUUGGAAAGUUCCUC